Paramecium sonneborni is the source of this 933-nucleotide messenger RNA. Lineage: Eukaryota; Ciliophora; Oligohymenophorea; Peniculida; Parameciidae. The record is from the annotation of a GenBank genome assembly.
AUGAGUGAAUAAGAUUAUCACAUAAAUUCACGUUAUUCAACUCUCUAAUCAAAUAAUUACUAAAGUUAAUUAUUGUGUACUCAUUUUGGAAAGUUACUUGAUAAAAAUGAAGCAUUUUUUAAUCAUCUUAAAGGAGAUUGUAUAUGUGGCAAAUGUAUUUGUGGAUAAUGUAAAUGUCCUAAGAUGCUUUUAUCAAAUGAUUUUAAGAAAGGAUAAGAAUCUUUAUAUUAAAGAGAUUUUAUCACACAUGGUAAAUAGAAGUAAAUUCCUCUGAUUGAUCACAAUGUAACUUACAAGAAUUAAUUACCCAUGGAUAUUGAUACUAUUUAGAGAGUAUUAUAAAUAUACUAAUCAUAAAUUAGAGUACAUAUUAGGCUCAUCCUGGUGCUAAACCAGCAGAAUCUUUAAAACCUGAAUAAAAAGUAUUUUUGAUUCCAUUCAGCAGUUCAUCAGCCUAUAGAGUAUAAAUAUAUUCAUAUAAACUAUUUAGCUUGAUUAUGCUGGAGGUGGAAUGUCAUCUCUGAAGAUUAAUCCUCCUCAUCAUCCUACUGUAGUAGAUAUGCCCAUGACUACUCAUUCAACUUAUCAAGAUAAUUUUUAUAAAAAACCUAUACCAAGAGAAGAAUUUUUAACUACUGCAAAUAAAAGUAGUUUUAAAAGUCCCAUAUCUCCAGAAUUACCAUUUAUUCAUCAAUCUACUAAUAGUGCUUUUUAUAAACCCUAUUAAACUGGAAAAUUAAAUAAAAUUGAUCCCGAAUAAGUAUUUUUUUAUUAUUAUUAAUUUACAAUUAGUAAGUUAAAAUGAUUCCAGCUUUUGAUGGAUAAUUUAAUUCAACUACACAAAAAGAUUUUGAUGAUAAGAAUCCAAAAAAAUGUCCAUCCAGAGUAUUUUUGAACUCCUUAUACAAAUAAAAACUUUAAUAAAUUGCUUGA